CCGAAAAAUAGAUGGAGAUGGUAAUAUUGUAGUAACCGAGGAAAGUCAGUCAGAAAAUGUUACAAUACCUGUUGGUUUGCUUCGUUUUGCUCAACAGACGAAGCGCCGACGGAAGCCUGUGUGCCACAAAGGUCAUAGUGCGAGUGCCCCACGAAAAGGACAUUGGCUUGAUCUUUGAUCUGACUGUCACCAACCGCAUCAGAAGUGAUCGAAGGGAAACGAUGGACUUCACAGUCGUCUCGAAUGGGGAAUGCACCGUAAACACAACCGAAGGAGAGCAGGUGCACUCGAUGGGACGAAUAUUCGGCGGUGAUUUCGGGGCUAUCGAACCAGGCAAGAGUGAAACUGUAUCACUUGUAUGGCCCACUGUGUCCCUGUACAACCGGGUGGGCAGUUGCCCCAUUUUGAUCACCGCCACGAGUGCCCACGAAAAGGAGGCGGUGGCGACGGCAAGGCAAGUUCUCCACUUCGACACCCGCUUCGAAACCCUCGAUCCGAAUGGCAACAAGCUGCGUCGGCGAAAGGAUUUCACGGACUGUCGCAACUGGGACAAGGAUUAUUUCCGGAACUGCACGCCGCUUAAUUGCGAGGAACGAUACUUUGGCCAGCGCAGCUUCUUCAACUCGGAAACCGAACAAUGUGAACAGGUUUCCGACUGCUCGGGACCCGGGGAGUACUACGACAUUUUCAGCAAUGAGGGCGUCGAUCCUGGAAACUUUGUGUCCUUGGAGGAACUCGAACUGAUCAAUAAGGGGAAGUUCGACUCUAAUUUCUUGGAUCUGCGAGGGCCUCUACCGCAGGAAGAACCGAAACCCGAUAUAACACCAACGCUCAAGAAAAAGAACAGAAAACUUGAAGUCCCAUUGCGCCAUUUAGCUAAUCCCACGAUGCCGGAGGAGUGCGAAAAGAGCCGGAAACUUACCUUGGCGGAUUUCAAUGAAUGUUUUCAGCACCUAAAGGAUGCCCAAUCCCAAGCCUCAAAAGAUCCUGAAAAUGAAAAGAAACUUGAGAAAAAGUCACCUUUUGAGGUGCCGAUGCUGACGCAGCUGUAUUACGAUUGGUAUCUGCCCUUAAGAUCCGAUAGCUGGGGAGAAGGCGGGGAAAUCAAUGCCGCAGGAGAACCAAGUCCCCAAAAUGUACCAUCUGGAUCGGAACCCCUCUUAAACUGGAUUAGCAAACUGGACUUCAGAGGUUGGCUGAUGCUGAUCCUUAGGGGAAGUGUCAUUAUCUCAUUGCUAAUUGUGUUUCAGAUUUUUGCUACUCUAACGGCCUAUUUUCUGGUGUGCCUUGCCGUUUAUGCGUUUAUGGAACUGUAUACCGUUUGGACUUGUGACGAGGCAGCUCAAUCUUUGAUAAAUGAUUCCAGUUCCCAAGCCAGCACCUACACUCUUGUUACCACCGAGAGUCUAAUGUCCCAUCGUUAA
Molecule: messenger RNA, 1424 nt
Organism: Drosophila takahashii
Lineage: Eukaryota; Metazoa; Arthropoda; Insecta; Diptera; Drosophilidae
Source: RefSeq, a predicted model, not a curated record